AUGUCAUUUUUUGAAUAGCAAGGCUAAGAGUUAUAAAUUAGGAAGGCUGAUUUGGAUGACUAUGACGAGAUUGUGUAAUUGAUGUAGGAGGAAGGUGAGGAGGAUUUGCAGCAGUUAUAUGCUUACCCAAAAAUUCUCACUUUAUUUGAGCGCUCCUAUCUCUCGGUGACAGUGCUUGACUCCCAAAAUAACAUCAUAGGAAAUGCAGUAUUUGAUGAUUGUCCUUAAGGUGUUACUGGAUAAGUGGACUUCAAACACGAGAAUUUGUGGGAAUAAUGGAUUCAUGAUGGAUGGGACAUUGGCUUUCAUGUAAGUUCAUUCAACUGUCUUUGGAUGACUUUCUUUUUUCUUGAUCUAGCUAAGAAGCGAUUCCAAUUGACUGAAGAUCAACAGUUACAGAUAACCAAACAAAUCUUUCAAAAAGUCUAUGAUUAUUUGAAUGUUGUCAAUGGGAUCUUCUUUUUGAGAAGGAGUGAAGCAAUUGAUGCCACUCAAUAAGAAUUGGAUAUCGCAUUAGAGAACUUAUUUGAAAUUCUCCCAAAAAGACAAGAUUUCAAAUUGAAAGUAUGCAUAAAGUCUAAAAAUAAUAGUUCAUGCAAGGAAAGUGAAUCAGAAUUGUGA
This is a messenger RNA of Paramecium tetraurelia, 621 nucleotides long. RefSeq lists its product as uncharacterized. The transcript is spliced from 2 exons. The record is from RefSeq and is a predicted model, not a curated record. Lineage: Eukaryota; Ciliophora; Oligohymenophorea; Peniculida; Parameciidae.